Protopterus annectens (West African lungfish) is the source of this 3213-nucleotide messenger RNA. Its product is annotated as coiled-coil domain-containing protein 170-like. The record is from RefSeq and is a predicted model, not a curated record. The transcript has 13 exons. Lineage: Eukaryota; Metazoa; Chordata; Ceratodontiformes; Protopteridae. The coding region runs from base 1 to 2226 and encodes 741 amino acids.
AUGUCUACGAAGCAACAGCAGGUAACUGUUGGAUGCGUUGCAAUAAGUCCGUUAAAAUUCUUAGCAAACAUCAUGACAGAUUCAAUGCCGGGUCAGUCCCAAGUUGGCCGCAGACAGUAUGGAAAGAAUGAUGAUCUUCGAUGGUCUCCUUUUACCAGAAAUGUAGCCGGCUUUGACAGUUCUGGAAACAUGGAUGCCCUGUGGCCUACCUUGAACCCACAGCCGGAGAUGACUGCCUCUAGGGAUCAACAGUCACAUUACAGGGCAGUAGCUGAAACAACACGUAGUGAAUAUGCAGCUUUGUUGGUGAAAUAUAACAGUCUUCAGGCAGAGGCAGACGAGCUGAGGAAUACAGUGGCAUGUAAAGAAGUUUUGUCUAUGGAGAUGAAAACAGAGUUGGAAAACUACAAGGAAAAUAGUGCACGGCAAGCUUCCCUCAUAAAAUCUCUGAAAGAUCACAUUCGUGGAAUGGAAGAAAUGUCAUUAUCUGUAUCAGCUGUUAAGUCACAGAAAGAUGGAAGCAUUCAAGCAUUCAAGACUGAAAAUAAUGAGCUGAAAGAAAGAAUAUCUGAACUGGAAUCUCGCCUCAGGGUUCUUCUAGCUGACAGAGAGGUUGCAGAGCAAAAAGCCACUAACAUGGAGAAGAAACUGAGAGAUGGAGUAACUACCUUGGCAACUAAUCUUCACAUAGACAUUACUGGAAAAGAAAAUCCUAUGUCUUUCUUAACAGCAAAGGUUUCAGAAGUUCUGAAAGAGCAUAUACUGCAAAGGACCAGAGUUGCAAAUUUAGAAGAAGCUUUAGCUAACCAGGAGAGAGAAUUAAAGGCAAGCAGAGAGACAAUCAUGAACCUAGUCUCAGAAGUAGGAAAAGAACAAAAAGCAGCAAUGUCCUGUUCUGAACAACUGAAAAUACUAAAGAGGGAGAGAGAUGAUGCCUUACUACUUAAAGCAAAUACUGAGAGAGAACAUAAGCUCCUGCUUACAAGACUGGAAGAUGUUCAAAAGGCUUGGGAUGCUUCUAAUUUAGAGCUUCGACAAAAUGAGAAGCAAAUGAGUGCUAUAGAUAAAACCCUGCGCACCAGUGAAUAUGAAGCCAGAGCUUCACAGGCACUCCAUCAGACCUUCAUAAGUCAGCUGGCUACUCUCCUAAGUAAUGGUUUCAUAACAGUGCCAAAGACAGAAGAAGCAAUCAAGGAAAGAGUACGAGAAAUCUGCAAUAAUGGAAACAGCAAGAGCUCUGUAAUAGAGGAGCUUGAAAAUAAAAUUCGGAAACUGACAAGUCAGCUGGAACAUCAGAGUGAUCUUUACCAUCAGACUCUAGUAAGAGCACACAAAACCGAUGACCUGCUUAAUGAACACAAAGAAACACUCAAGCACUUAAAAGGAAGACUAGCAGCUGAUGACCUUCUUAAGGAUGGAAUCCAUUUACAAAGGAAAAAACAUAUGAAAUUUCUACGGCUUUUAGUGGACAAACUGAAGAUAGAUCAAGCUGUCAUGGAAGAUGAUAUGCAUAUUCUCUAUGACCAGAUUUUGGACAAAGCAGAAGAACUGGCAAAAUUAGAGAAAGACAGCCUUAAUGAAAAUAGAAAUCUUCUUUAUAAUCUGCAAAAAAAGGUGAAGUCUCAGAUGGAAAAAAUAGAAAAAAAGGAUAUGCAGAUUGAGCAUCUAGAAAAAAAGAUUAAACAAAUAGAGAAAGAAAAAGAACACCAAAUUACAUUGGCUGCUGAUGCAACUCUCCAUGGUCAAACCAUUCAUAAGUUACAGAAGAAGAUUGAAAUGCUGCAGGAACAGCUGAGUGAAACAAAAAUUUCAAAUCAGAAUAUGAAAUCCAAAUUUGCUAUUGUGAAAGAACUCCAAGCUAAGACAACAGAACAAAAUAAAAAUGUGGAAGAACUUCAGAAAUCCUUGGAAAAAAUGGAAAAGAUCAAAGACAAAGCAGCAAAAAGGGUGGUUAGCUUGAAAACAGAGUUAGAUCACACACAAGAUGAGAAAGAAAAGGCCCACCAUAUGAUGGAUGCAGUCACUAAUGAGCUGCAUACAGUGAAAAGGGCACUUGAAGAAGUAGCUAAAAGAGAACAACAGCUUGUUGAAUUUCGAGAAUCUGUUACAAGAAUGAUGGGCUUCAACAUAAACACGAUGGCAGUUCCUGAUUAUGAGAUUUUAAACCAGCUAUCAAGACUGGUGCAAACAUAUGGCUCCCAUAAGCUAGCUAGAAGCAUUCCUUAGGCAAAGUACAAAAAAAAAGGGCAGCAUUAAUCUUUCAAUAUCUGUUAAUACUCCAGCACACCAGAGGAGAUUUUUGUAUGGUAUCACAAUAGUAUCCAUUAAUAAUAAAACCAUUUCAUUAUGAAAUAAUAUACUUUCUGAUUAUAUAACUGCUCUCAUGUUAAAUUCCAUGACUAUGUGAAAUAAGAACCAAAUGCUCAGAAUUAUGAUACCACAGGAAUGGCUAUAAAAUCAUUUUUAUAAUCUUCCAAAUACUCAUUAUGUUGCUUGUUAUUUUAUCUAUGAAACUCAGAAACACAUGAAUACAAAAAAGCCUUACCUGAGCAUGCCUAUUCCCACUGAGGCUGUGAAAAUAUAUAGUCAUCACCAGAAAUUAUGAUUAUUUGUGUAGAAAUGAGAUACUCUUGAGUCUUUUGGAUAAUAUCAAUAAUCUACAAAAAGCUUGUCAAAUGUAUUGUUUGGUAGAUCUGUCUGUACAAAAGCAUUACUGCAAUUUAAGUAGCAAUCAUUUCUCUUUAGUUGCUACAAGAAGAAGGUAAACUACAAGUUAAAAGCAGCUACUGACAUACUGAAAUAAAUGUACUCAACACUGGUUGUUAAAUAACAUCUUAGGCAAAAUCAGAUUAUACCCUACUUUCAUAUUUUUCCUCACCACAUUGACGUUAUGAUGUGUAAUUUGUGUCACAUGAAAAUUUGAACAGAGCUGAUCUAAUCACACUGCUUAUACCUAUCUAUCUAUAUAGAUAUAUAUGUAGAUCUACAUAUAGAUGUAUAAUAUGUGGGUGCCUCUCUAGGAACAAAGUCCAAGCUAGAAACCAAUUUGCUCUUCCUGUCCUAACUUACAGUUUUGGAGUGAGUGACUGGCCCCAAAAGGUGUUGGAUCAUUUAGACAGGAAAACAGAAAGUAUGCUUCAUGUUCAUCAGAUGAUUUAUAAAAGUCAGUGCAUACCAAGACUAUAUAUUCCCCAUUCUAAAGGCGGUAUGAGC